AUGAGGGGGCGAACGUUGGCGUCAUUAAACGCAUCGCCGUUAUUGGACUGCUCGACAUAUGUGCAGAUUAACAUCUACGACACAAAUAUAAAAACCCUUCGAGAGAUGGGCGUCGACAUAGAGCAUGUGCUUAAACACACAGGAUUCCGUUCUCUGGUUAUGGAUGUGCCUCUUCUUAGUCAGAAAGCAUGUGAAUUUUCGUCCACAGAAAAACAACAUCAUAUGAAUUCACUACGUUAUUUUGGAGAACGUAGUCCCAGUUCAGCUGCUGUGUCUACUGCUGAUUGUUCUCGUGCAUCAUACGACACUUCCUCGCCUGAAGUUACAGUUGGUUCAUGUUCACAUCAGAAUGAAGGCAAGACCAGACCAUUUGAUGGUGUGAUAAAGGAAGAGAAGCAUAGCGAACCAAAUGGCGAAGUCGCUGAGUUGCUGGGACCACGUUCAGGACUGUUUACUGCCACGACUGGCCACGUAUCAUGUUCAGAUGAUGAUACUUUCCAAGAUUGCAUCCAAGAACCGGAAAAGAUUGCAGUUCAUCACAAAGUUGCCGGAUCCGAAGUACCUUCCAAUGCUGCCUCAUCUAUUAGAGAGUUCUCGCGUGUAGACACUAUGUCGUUGCUACCAUUUAGCGAAUAUAAUGUAGGAGAAUCUCAACUGAAUAGCAUCACUCGAAUGGAGCCGGAUCGUUCAUUUAUAAUUUCAUCAGGACACGCUCCCAAAGUUCCAUGUAGUGUUCCCGUAAAUCCCUUGAUGUCAACGGAAGCAAUGCUUUCUGAAUGUGACGAUAGGAGAAAAGACGGAAUAUUUGAUGAUAUUCUCUCCAUAAAAAGCUCGAAUGAAUACCAAACAAGUGGAAUUGUCGCUGAAUCUGACGCUCCGUAUACCCUGACAGAUCUCACUCUCAGCACCAACACUGACAUAAUAAAGACAGCUGAGAGAAUCCCUAACGAGCGCGAGAACGACACUAGUCCAAACGGGCAGUUAGAUGAUGACGUAAUAUUCCAAGAUUGCAUACAAAGAUCUGAUGAAGACGAUGUUACUGACACUGGAGCGCCUAUGACACAGCAACGGCGCAAGCGCGCUCGUCGCUCCUCGGGUACAUUUCAGAACUCACACAGAAAUCUGCAAAACAGUAUGGAAGAGAGUACACAUGAUACACAUACUACAAAGCGGAACUGCUCCGUGUCGUCACGACCGCAAAAUGAACGGAUCUUUCAGUGCAAGUUCCCAUUUUGUCUGGUAAAGAUUAGUUGGAGGCCAAGAUACGGUAAAAAUCGACUCGUGGAUCAUGUCAGAUUACAUUGGGGCAAGAAAGUCAAGAAAUGCAAUUUGUGUGAUUACGCAGCUCCACACUGGCGAAAGGUGCAGCUUCACCAUAAACGCUUUCACAGUGAUGUUAAAUUUACAGGAGUUCGUUCUCUCGAAACAAGGGAGGAUAUGGAAGAGUUAAUGGCUUUGUGGAAGCAGUGCUUUCCUGGUGCUGUCAUGGAAGAGUUCUGUGAUACCAUGCUGGCACGAGAUAAACGCACUAGUCCGGGCUUGUUGUGUAUAGCCUCACUAGAAGGCUUCAGUUGA
Messenger RNA from Necator americanus (New World hookworm), 1575 nucleotides. RefSeq lists its product as uncharacterized. The record is from RefSeq and is a predicted model, not a curated record. The coding region runs from base 1 to 1575 and encodes 524 amino acids. Lineage: Eukaryota; Metazoa; Nematoda; Chromadorea; Rhabditida; Ancylostomatidae. The transcript has 10 exons.